Messenger RNA from Ostrea edulis (European flat oyster), 1672 nucleotides. RefSeq names its product aldehyde dehydrogenase 1A1-like. Lineage: Eukaryota; Metazoa; Mollusca; Bivalvia; Ostreida; Ostreidae. The record is from RefSeq and is a predicted model, not a curated record. Gene Ontology annotation, molecular function: aldehyde dehydrogenase (NAD+) activity. The transcript is spliced from 14 exons. Bases 64 to 1557 code for a protein of 497 amino acids.
AUUCCAUAUCACAUGCUAUGUCGACGCGCUGUGCAGUUAGUUAUUCGCUAACGUCAGACAGUCAUGGAGGACACACCAGCACCCAUUCGUAACCCAGAGAUUCUGUAUACAAAGAUUUUCAUCAACAAUGAGUUCGUGGAUUCUGUCAGUGGCAGAAAUUUUCCCACCAUUAAUCCUGCAACAGGCAAAAGUAUAUGUGACGUAGCUGAAGGUGACAAGGAGGACAUAGACAAGGCCGUAGCUGCUGCUAAGGAAGCUUUCAAAUUAGGGUCGCCAUGGAGACGGAUGGAUGCAAGUCAGAGAGGUCGACUUCUGUACAAACUUGGAGAACUGUUUGAAAGAGACGCACAGAUGAUUGCGAGCUUGAUAACACUAGAGAUGGGGAAGCCAUACCUUCAGGCAUACGAGGAAACAUUGUGGUCCGCAGAUAUCCUUCGCUAUUACGCUGGAUUCGCUGACAAAAUCGGUGGAAAAACAAUUCCUAUGGAUGGAGACUACUUUUGUUUUACCCGACAUGAACCUGUUGGAGUUUGUGGUCAGAUAAUUCCGUGGAACUAUCCCCCGUCCAUGUUCGUUUGGAAGGUAGGCCCUGCCCUAGCAUGUGGUUGUACAGUUGUAAUGAAACCCGCGGAACAAACCCCAUUGUCUGCUCUGUAUAUGGCAGUUCUCUGCUUAGAGGUCGGAUUUCCCGCUGGUGUGAUAAACGUUGUCCCUGGUUACGGACCCACGGCUGGAGCGGCUCUGACAGUGCAUCCGGAUGUGGACAAGAUCGCCUUCACUGGAUCUACAGAGGUCGGCAAGCUUAUUCUUCAAGCUGCUGGUGUGACCAAUAUUAAACGCACUUCUCUAGAACUUGGCGGGAAAAGUCCGAACGUCAUCAUGGAUGAUGCUGAUCUUGAUGAUGCAGUGACAUUUGCCCACAAUGGGGUGAUGGAUAAUGCUGGCCAAUGUUGUGUGGCUGGAAGUAGAACAUUCGUGCACGAAAAGAUAUACGAUCAGUUUGUGGCCAAAAGUCGAGAACUGGCGGAGAAAAGACAGGCGGCUACCGGAGAUCCAUUUGAUCCUAAAACACUUCAUGGUCCACAGGUAGAUGAAGAACAAUACAACAAAAUUUUGGAUCUAAUUGAAUCCGGGAAGAAAGAUGGCGCUAAUGUGGAGUGUGGAGGCGCUUCAGUCGGAGGGGAAGGCUUCUUCAUUAAACCGACUGUAUUUUCUGGAGUGAAGGACCACAUGAGGAUUGCUAAGGAGGAGAUAUUUGGGCCCGUACAACAACUAUUUAAAUUUAAAACACUGGAUGAGGCUAUCGAACGCGCAAAUGCUACAGAAUAUGGACUCGGUGCUGCCAUUUUUACCAAUAACAUUAACAACGCCAUGAUGUUCAUGCAAGGUGUCCGAGCUGGAUCAGUGUGGGUGAACUGUUAUGAUGUAGAGAGUCCGCAGACACCGUUUGGAGGAUUCAAAAUGUCUGGGAUAGGGAGAGAACUCGGUGAACAGGGGUUGUCCCACUAUCAAGAAGUAAAAACGGUUACGAUGAGAAUCCCGCAGAAGAAUUCGUAAUCAUACUUGUAUGUGGAGAGGAAUGUUCCUACCAUUUCAUUUCCUCCGUUUGUCAUAUCUGAAUUGUGAAACAGUCACUGUAUAUCCGGGUCAUAAAGACGUCAUCUUUCUCAAA